GUUUUCCCACGGGAACUCCUCCGUACCUGUUCUUUUCCCACUUCUUCUUCCUCUCUCUCUCUCUCUCUCUCUGUGGCGAUUCCUUACCGUGUCUGUUUUCUCCCCAAAAGAAGGUUGUGCAAAAGAAACCCUUCUAGGGUUUUUAGUGGAUCGCUUCUUCCGGAAGCUUUCUGUCUGACCUCGGAAUUUUUCUGCUUAAUAAAGAGGAAGGCGAACAUCAGAUCCCGUUCGCCAUAGCCGAGAGCAACACGAAUCAGCAAUGGCGGGGCGAUACGACAGAAACCCCUUCGACGAAGAGGAAGUGAACCCCUUCUCGGAUCCGGCAGUGCGGUCCAAUACAACUGGGCAGUCAAAUUAUGGUGGAGGCGCAUUCUAUACAACAAAUCCGGGAAGUGUUCCAUCUGCUAUGGGUAGACUUUCACCCCUUCCCCCUGAGCCUGCUGACUUUGGAAAUGCAACUGUUGAUAUUCCCCUCGAUACUGCAAAGGAUUUGAAAAGGAAAGAGAAGGAACUGCAAGCUAAAGAGGCGGAGUUGAAGAAACGAGAACAGGAACUAAAGCGAAGAGAGGAUGCAGCUGCACGGGCUGGAAUAGUAAUUGAGGAGAAAAACUGGCCGCCCUUCUUCCCCCUAAUCCAUCAUGAUAUUGCGAACGAAAUACCAAUUCAUCUACAUAGACUGCAGUAUGUUGCCUUUGCUUCAUACUUAGGGGUAGUUCUAUGUCUUGCGUGGAAUAUCAUAGCAGUUUCAGCAGCUUGGAUUAAAGGAGAAGGUGUAACAAUAUGGUUGCUUGCUGUUAUAUAUUUUAUAUCUGGAGUUCCAGGAGGAUAUGUCAUGUGGUACCGACCACUUUAUCGAGCCAUGAGGACAGAUAGCGCUCUUAAAUUUGGAUGGUUUUUCCUUUUCUACUCGCUCCACAUUGGUUUCGUUGUUUUUGCUGCUGUUGCUCCUCCAAUCAUCUUUAAGGGAAAAUCAUUGGCUGGUAUCCUUCCAGCGAUUGAUCUGAUGAGCCCACAUGCCAUAGUUGGGAUUCUUUACUUCAUUGGGUUUGCCUUGUUCUGCUUGGAAUCAAUCCUCAGCAUCUGGGUUAUUCAGCAAGUGCUGAUGUAUUUCCGUGGAAGUGGGAAAGCUGCUGAACUGAAGCGAGAUGCUGCAAGAGGUGCUGUCAGGGCUGCACUAUAGAGGAUUCGUAUAUACAUAUACAAAUAGUUGGGGAUGGCUACUUGCAAAUACAAGUGAUCCACUUGCGAGGUGGCGGUUUCAAGAUUUCACUGUGAAUGCUUCUUGUUGAUUUGGUUCUGUAUCAAAUUUUCUUGUUUGGUAAUCGAGGCACUGGGGUACUUCUAAACAAUGAUAUAGUUGAGCAAAGGAUUUAUUUUUUCUUCAGUGUCUACAGGGUUUCCGUUUAUAUCUUUUGUUUUUUAAUUUUCAGAAUGCUUCCAUUUGUAUGUCCAAAAUCUUGAAAUUUCUUUUUGUA
Nymphaea colorata (pocket water lily) is the source of this 1475-nucleotide messenger RNA. Its product is annotated as secretory carrier-associated membrane protein 1-like. The record is from RefSeq and is a predicted model, not a curated record. Lineage: Eukaryota; Viridiplantae; Streptophyta; Magnoliopsida; Nymphaeales; Nymphaeaceae. Gene Ontology annotation, biological process: protein transport. Gene Ontology annotation, cellular component: recycling endosome membrane; trans-Golgi network membrane. The coding region runs from base 260 to 1180 and encodes 306 amino acids. The transcript is spliced from 13 exons.